UGCCCAAACUUCUAGCCAAGUUAAGAGAGAAGACGAGACAAGACGCGACAUGUUCAAGCCAACUAUCUGCCUGUUCGUGCUGGCGGUGGCCAGUGGUGCUGUUAGUGGUGCCAGCAUUGGUGGCAAGCUAAUCAACGAUGUGACCACCGAGAAGCGUGAGAUUAUUCCCCUGCUCAGCUUUGAGGUGGACAAGAAGCCCGACGGCUCGUUCCAUUUCCAAUACGAGGGCGGCGAUAGGAGCUACCGCGAAGAGACCGGCUCGGUGAGCAAUGCCGGCACCGAUGAGGAGGCCAUCGAGGUGCAGGGCUCCUAUCGUUACAUCGAUGCCGAUGGCCAGGAAGUGGUGGUCCACUACACCGCCGGCAAGAAUGGCUACGUGCCCAUUGGCACCAACAUUCCCGCUGAGAUCUCGAAUCUGGCCAAGGCCGCCGCCAACCUGCCCGAAUACACCGAGGAGCAGCAACGUGCCGAUCGCUACAAUCAGCGUCGCGCUCGCUCCAAGUCUGAGGAGCAGCAGCCCGUCGAGGCAGCUAAGACUCUUGUGGCCGCUGAGCCCGUCCAAGCAGUGGCUCCAGUACCCGCUGAGUCCGUCCAAGCAGAGACAGUUGUUGCUGAUGACGUCGCCCAGACAAAGACAGUCGUGGCCGCUGAGCCCGUUCCAGCUGAAGCAUCAGCAGUCGUCGCCGCAGAGUCCGUCCAAGCAGAGACAGCUGUACCCGCUGAAGCCGCCAAGACAAAGACAGUCGUGGCCGCUGAGCCCGUCCAAGCAGAGACUGUUGGGGCCGCCGAGUCCGUCAACACGGAGACUGUUGUACCCGCUGAGUCCGUCAAGACGAAGAGACUCGUGGCCGUUGACCCCGUUCCAGUAGAAGCAGAAGCAGUCGUCGCCGCAGAGUCCGUCAAGACGGAGACUGUCGUGCCAGCAGAGCCCGUCCAGACGAAAACACUCGUGGCCACAGAGCCCGUUGUUGCCGCUGAAUCCGUCAAGACAGAGACUGUUGUACCUGCCGACUCCAAGACAAAGACACUCGUGGCCACGGAGCCCGUUGUAGCCGCCGAGUCCGUCAAUACGGAGACUGUCGUGCCAGCUGAGCCCGUUCAGGCAGUGAAGACUCUUGAGCAAGUCAACACAGCUGAGCCCGCUGUCGCGGCCUCUGAGCUUGUGCCCGUAAAGGUGGUGAGCAGCCUGGUAUAAUAAAUGAGACUUAAUACGAUUCUAUGUUAGUAUUUUAAUUUUCUAUAUUUGUAAACUGAUUAGCAAUAAAAAAACAACAACGAAAUAAGUGAAAAUG
Drosophila navojoa is the source of this 1292-nucleotide messenger RNA. RefSeq names its product Cuticular protein 47Eb. Lineage: Eukaryota; Metazoa; Arthropoda; Insecta; Diptera; Drosophilidae. Gene Ontology annotation, cellular component: chitin-based extracellular matrix. The record is from RefSeq and is a predicted model, not a curated record. Gene Ontology annotation, molecular function: structural constituent of chitin-based larval cuticle.